Molecule: messenger RNA, 1182 nt
Organism: Saxophila tyrrhenica
Lineage: Eukaryota; Fungi; Ascomycota; Dothideomycetes; Mycosphaerellales; Extremaceae
Exons: 1
Coding region: 1-1182 (393 amino acids)
Source: RefSeq, a predicted model, not a curated record
AUGAGCGCUCUACCUUGGCUAACGCCAAUAGCCGCCUUGCUCCUCUACCUACUAUGGCGUCUAAUACAAGUUCCACGGACAAGACAGAAAGUAGACCUCCUGCAGGAUGAAAAGACAACUCCAACAGACCCAUACACCGCCAUCGAUCUACUAUACAACUUCGACUACACGACCGAAGAACCCAUCAAAAUCCGCCCCUUCAAACCAAAAUACCACCUCACCAUGGCACUGGAGAACUGUCCACUUUCCGAACUCAUCGCCAUGGACAAAACGUACCUCGACCGCAUGAAACUCCGGACAUCCAUCCUCGACGCCCAUACGAAGGAGACCUACCAAUGCAACGAACCCUGCACGGAAGCCGUGUACGAAAUCUACGAGUGGACGUUCGGAACGUACCUGCCCAGGCGGUUUCCAACGAUGUACAGACUCUGCUCAAACCCCGACGCACCCUCAGGCCAGGUCAACUUCCUCCACAACAUCCCCGCCAACGAAUACAUCCCCCUCACUCCCCCCUCAGCAUCCUCAGCCCUCUACACCCUCGGCCGCCACAUCGACACCGACAUCCUGCUCCUCCUCCCCUCCUCUUCCGCCGUAGACGGCAUGCCGAUCUACCACCUCCAAGCCUACGUCUGCUGCUUCCCCUCGGGUUUCAAAACACACGAGAAACUCGGCCUCCCUUUAGCCUCCAUCCACGCGCCCGUUCCAGGGUAUAAAGCCAAGCUAGAGAAAUCCAUGGACCGCUUCUUCGCGAAGAUGGAGCUGGGGAAAGCGGUGCGGAGGGCGAAUUGGAGCGUCACUACUGAUGAUAAACUGUUUAGUAUGGGGGGGAGUCAUAUGUAUGAGGACGGCAGGACGGAGGCGAGUGGAGGGAACCAGAAGACGUUGGAUGUCGAGGCGGAGGAUCUGGAGGAGAGUAUUGAGGUGCAGAGGAAGGAGGUCAGGGUGGAGGAGUGUAGGUUGAGGUGUGAACGGCAGACGUUGCAUCGGUUGCCGAGGACGAAGGCGUUGGUUUUUGCGUUUAAGACGUUUCAGUAUACGCUUGAUGAGGUGAAGAGUGAAGGAAGUGGGGAGGAGUUGGCGGAUGCGGUAGAGGGGCUAGGGUUGGGGAGUGUGCCGGACAUGGCGUUUUAUAAGCGGCAGGUCGUUUGGGGGGAUAGGGUUGUGGAGUUUCUUCGAAGUUGA